This is a messenger RNA of Menidia menidia (Atlantic silverside), 942 nucleotides long. The record is from the annotation of a GenBank genome assembly. Lineage: Eukaryota; Metazoa; Chordata; Actinopteri; Atheriniformes; Atherinopsidae.
AUGUCCCAGGAUGGCUGGUGCCCGCUCUGCUUGCGAGGCAUCUGUGCAGCACCUGUGGACCCAGCAGCGCCCCACCUGCGACUAAACGUCAGCUGUCUGUUUUUCCUCGGAAACUCGGGGCUUCCCCUGCAGCCUCUCUCCCUCAGAAGGCCCUCAGAAAAUAUGAUGAGGAACAUCUGCAUCUUUGUAUCUCUGCCUCUUGUGCUUCCCCUGGUCGAUGGACAGCGUUUUAACCUAACAGUUGUGGACUUUAUGCAUAUAAAAGAAGAGAAAACCUGGGAAGAAGCUCAGGCUUUCUGCAGGGAGAAUCACACAGACCUGGUCACUAUCAGAAAUGAAAAGGAAAAUCAAGUCUUUGAUGGAUUGUGGGGCUGGAUCGGAUUGUACAGAGAUAGUGAGACAAGUCCCUGGAAAUGGUCCGGAGGACAAGGAACAGAAAACUACAGCAACUGGGCUGAUAAUGAGCCAGAUGAAGUUGAGACGGAGCUCUGCGUUCUCAUGUUUACACCUGUAAAAUGGCAUGAUUUUUCGUGCCAGGAAACAGAAUAUUUCAUUUGUUAUGAUGAUAAACUGGUUCUGGUGAAGGAGAAAAAGACGUGGGAGGAAGCCUUAGAACACUGCCGGUCUCUGAGUGGGGAACACACAACUUCUGUGCCUGGGGAGCACAUCUACGACUUGGCAACCCUGAUCACUGCUGAUGACCAUGACUACGCACGAGAAAGAGCACAACAGGCUAACACGGAUGAGGUGUGGACUGGCCUGCGUUUUCUUGGUGAUGAGUGGUUCUGGAUGGGUGGAGAACCAGUACUGUACCAAGACAUUCCAAACUGCCUGGCUUUUCGCUGUGGUGUCCUCGAGAAAAACAGCAACAACUUCUUUGGGAUCAGAGACUGCAGUGAGAGGAAGAACUUCUUCUGUUACAAGAAGCCUAAAAACCUCUGA